AGCCCUACAUCACCAUGCUUAAAAGGCUACUGCAGCCACUCCCGGCACCAGUUGCUGCCCAGCCAGCCCACUGGCUUCCCUGCCUGCCUCUGGCUGCCUUGAAUGCCUGCUUCUUCAAGCCACCUGUUGGUCUGACAAAGCGGGGACCAUGUCUACCUUUGGCUACCGAAGAGGACUUAGUAAAUAUGAAUCCAUUGAUGAGGAUGAACUCCUGGCCUCCCUGUCAGCUGAGGAGCUGAAGGAGCUGGAGAGGGAGCUAGAAGACAUUGAACCUGACCGUAGCCUUCCUGUGGGGCUAAGGCAAAAGAGUCUGACUGAGAAAACGCCCACAGGGACAUUCAGCAGAGAGGCACUGAUGGCCUACUGGGAAAAGGAGUCCCAAAAGCUCCUGGAGAAGGAGAGGCUGGGGGAGUGUGGAAAGGUUGCAGAGGAAGACAAAGAGGAGAGUGAGGAAGAGCUGAUCUUCACCGAAAGUAACAGUGAGGUGUCCGAGGACGUGUACACGGAGGAAGAGCAGGAGGAGUCCCAAGAGGAAGAGGAGGGAGAGGAGGAAGAGGAGGAAGAGGAGGAAGAGGACAGUGAAGAAGAGGAAAGCACUGAAACCCCAAAGGGCAUUAAUGGAACUGUGAAUUGCGAUAGUGUCCAUUCUGAAAACUCUAAGCCAAAGAUAUUCAGGAGUCAAGUAGAAAAUAUAAACCUGACUAAUGCCAGUAGUGGGAGGAGCACAGAGUCCCCGGCUGCCCCUCACCCGUGUGGAAAUCCUACUGUGAUUGAGGAUGCUUUGGAAAAAAUCAAAAACAAUGACCCGGACACCACAGAGGUCAAUUUGAACAACAUAGAGAACAUCACAACACAGACCCUCAGCCGCUUUGCGGAAGCUCUCAAGGACAACACGGUGGUCAAGACGUUCAGCCUGGCCAACACCCAUGCUGACGACAGUGCAGCCAUAGCCAUUGCGGAAAUGCUCAAGGUCAACGCGCACAUCACCAGCGUGAACGUCGAGUCCAACUUCAUCACUGGCAAGGGCAUCCUGGCCAUCAUGAGGGCUCUGCAGCACAACACAGUGCUCACGGAGCUGCGCUUCCACAACCAGAGGCACAUCAUGGGCAGCCAGGUGGAGAUGGAGAUCGUCAAGCUGCUGAAGGAGAACACAACACUGCUGAGGCUGGGGUAUCAUUUUGAGCUCCCAGGGCCAAGGAUGAGCAUGACCAGCAUCUUGACAAGAAAUAUGGAUAAACAGAGGCAAAAGCGGAUGCAGGAGCAAAGGCAGCAGGAGGGAUAUGAGGGAGGAGCCAAUCUUAGGACCAAAGUCUGGCAAAGAGGAACACCAGGCUCUUCCCCUUAUGCAUCUCCUAAGCACUCUCCCUGGUCAUCCCCCAAACUCCCCAAGAAAGCCCAGACAGUGCGGAACCGACCUCUAUCUCCUGCGGCCCCUCCUCCUCCUCCCCCUCCCCCUCCGCAAAAGCUGCCUCCUCCUCCACCUCCUCCUCCUCCUCCACUGCCAGAGAAAAAGCUCAUCACGCGCAACAUCGCAGAAGUCAUCAAACAACAGGAGAGUGCCCAGCGGGCACUACAAAAUGGACAGAAAAAGAAAAAAGGAAAAAAGGUUAAGAAGCAGCCAAACAACAUCUUAAAGGAAAUAAAAAAUUCUCUGAGGUCAGUGCAAGAGAAGAAAACGGAAGACAAUUCCCGACCUUCUACCCCACAGAGAUCAGCGCAUGAGAACCUCAUGGAAGCCAUUCGGGGAAGCAGCAUAAAACAGCUCAGGAGGGUGGAAGUUCCAGAAGCUCUGCGAUAAAAACAGUCCGGAGAAGACGGGCUCAGGACUGUUGAGUGGUGUUUAAUGAGAUGCGCUGUGAGAUAGUUCUAAAAUACCCUCCUUAACGUGCAAUGUUCCCUGCCUUUAAAGCUAGCCUAACCCGGGAAUUCCAAAGAGAAUUUUAAGAGACAACAGCAUGUUUCUUCUGUAAAUAUGAAAAUAAACUUCUUUUUUAUGACAGGAGAUUGUUAUGGGCAGGGAGUGGUGAAAGGUCCUCUCCGUAUUUCCGGAUGUACUGGUGACUCUGAGCUGUAAUGAAUUAUAGAAAUGUGAUGUUAUUUUUGUAAUCCUAAUAAAUUUGGAUUGAAGGUUUAUUUUCCUUUUUUAAAAAAGCCAAACUAAUAUUUUUCUGAGUUGAUACAUCUGUCAAGUAUGUAUGUAAUAUUUCUGAAUAUUAAAAAUGUUUUCACCCAAAAGUA
This is a messenger RNA of Chinchilla lanigera (long-tailed chinchilla), 2238 nucleotides long. RefSeq names its product leiomodin 2 (cardiac) (gene Lmod2). The record is from RefSeq and is a predicted model, not a curated record. Gene Ontology annotation, molecular function: actin binding; tropomyosin binding. The transcript has 3 exons. Gene Ontology annotation, cellular component: myofibril; striated muscle thin filament. Gene Ontology annotation, biological process: myofibril assembly; pointed-end actin filament capping; muscle contraction. Bases 149 to 1798 code for a protein of 549 amino acids. NCBI's taxonomy places the organism in Eukaryota, Metazoa, Chordata, Mammalia, Rodentia, Chinchillidae.